AAUUUCGUGUUUCCAAUUCGCGAUCUCGAGAGUGCUCGUGUCAAGUUGACACCAUUCGACCCUCUUUUGCACGGGGAGGAAUAUUUCCAGAAAAGCAAAGAAGCCCCAGAAUUGUACAAAUAUUACACAUCCGGUCCGUUCAACUCAAAAGAGGACUUCUUCGACGAAUAUGUCGAGGAAAGGAUUCGGAAAGAUCCAAAUGCAAUCCUAUUCGCCAUCUUGGAUAAAACCAGUAAACGAUUCGUUUCACGUGUCGAAGAACGACAAGAUCAACUAAUCUCGUUGCCAGAGGACACUCCACGUCUCGCAGGGACUAUCGGUCUCUUGAACACCAAAGUAGUGAAUCAGAGCACAGAGAUGGGAUUCGUUGUCGUCUUCCCCGAGUUCCAGAAAACGCACGUAACAUCCAACGCGAUCGGCCUCCUCCUACACUAUUGCCUCGAACUUCCUGCCGAACAUGCCAAAGGCGAACUCAAGUACGAUCCAGGUCUCGGAUUGCGACGCGUGCAAUGGCAAGCACAUGGGGAGAACGCUCAGUCCGUUCGUUCUGCGGAGCGCAUGAGAUUCCGAAAGGAGGGUUUGAUUCGCUGGGACAGACCGAUGAGAGAAGGGAAGAUCGGCAUGCACGUAUCUCCGGAGCGUGCCGCCCUUCGCGCGGGCGUUGGAAUACAUUCCUGGAUGUUAUCGUUGUGCUGGGAUGAUUGGGAG
Messenger RNA from Fomitiporia mediterranea MF3/22, 708 nucleotides. RefSeq lists its product as uncharacterized. The transcript has 2 exons. Gene Ontology annotation, molecular function: protein N-terminal-serine acetyltransferase activity; protein-N-terminal-alanine acetyltransferase activity. The annotation marks the transcript as partial. The record is from RefSeq and is a predicted model, not a curated record. Lineage: Eukaryota; Fungi; Basidiomycota; Agaricomycetes; Hymenochaetales; Hymenochaetaceae.